CCGACUGUGAGCCCAGACGGAGAGCAGCCUCGCGACCAGCUCAGCGCCGCUCCGACGCUUAACCGGUCAGCUAACCAGUUAGCUAACCAGUUUAACUAGUCGCUGGAUUUAAAGGGAUAACUUGAGUAGCUUCUGGAGCUCGUGCCGUCUGUCUCAAAGUUGCCUGGCAGUACAGCGGUCCUAUGAUGGAGGAGCUUCACGAUGUCCAGCUGACUGAGAUCAAACCACUCCUGACAGGACAGAAUGGGAGAAAUCUCCAGGACUUCGACUGUCAGGAGCACGAUGUGGAGACAGCCCACGGUGUGCUGCACGUUACCAUGAGGGGCGUUGCUAAGGGCAACCGACCCACAAUCCUCACCUACCAUGACAUCGGACUUAACCAUAAGUCUUGUUUCAACAGUCUGUUUAACUACGAGGACAUGCAGGAAGUGACACAGCAUUUUUCAGUUCUGCAUGUUGAUGCUCCAGGACAGCAGGAGAACGCUCCCAUAUUCCCCACCGGGUACCAGUACCCCACCAUGGAUGAGCUGGCUGAGAUGCUGCCGUCUGUCCUCACACAGCUACAGGUGAAGAGUGUGAUGGGUAUCGGGGUUGGAGCUGGAGCCUACAUCCUCACCAAACUGGCUCUGAAUGAGCCCAGUCUGGUGGAGGGUUUAGUCCUGAUCAACAUUGACCCCUGUGCCAAAGGCUGGGUGGACUGGGCUGCCUCUAAGCUGAGCGGCUGGACGAGCAACUUGGUCGACAUCAUCAUGGGACACCACUUCAGCACUGAUGAGUUAACGGAGAAUAAGGAGAUCAUCCAGACGUACAGACUGCACAUCUCUCAGGAUAUACCCCAGGACAACCUGGCUAUGUUCUACAGCAGCUACGACAGUCGUACUGAGUUGCAGAUGGAGCGGCCGGUCCCUGGUCUGAACGAAAACUCGGUCACCACACUCAGGUGUCCUGCUCUGCUGGUGGUUGGAGACACGUCGCCUGCUGUUGAUGCUGUGGUGGAGUGUAACUCCAGACUUAACCCCACCAAGACCACCCUGCUCAAGAUGGCAGACUGUGGAGGACUUCCUCAGGUGGUGCAGCCUGGAAAACUCGCAGAGGCCUUCAAGUAUUUUGUGCAGGGGAUGGGCUACAUGCCCACAGCAGGUAUGACCCGGCUGGUUCGCUCCAGGACCCACUCGGCCUCCAGCGUUGGCUCCACCGACGGCGUCCGGAGCCGCAGUACCACCAACACACUGCCAGAGGGCGCUAACACCACCAGCCCGGAGCAUACAGCACCAGACACCAUUGAAAUGAGCGCAUAGGACUGUUCCUUGUCCCUCCCCUCACAUGCUGUGUUGACCUGAACCUGACGGCGCAGCCACACAGUCCUGCUGUUUUACUGUACACGUUCUUCCCAAAUUAAUGAAAAGGUCACUAACAUCAUUUAACGUAGAGACGCUCAGAUAUCUUCCCGCUGAGUUUAGGGAGUGUAGAUUUGACCUGCGUCCGCCAUGUUGGCUCCGUUAUCCUUCGCUCUUUAGGAUGCUGACGGUGGUCUGUAGUUCCCCUCCUCUCUGGAGCCAAACGGUUGCCAUGGUGACGCUGUAGAUGUAACUUUGUUCUGAUAGUUGUUCAUGGUGGUGCUGUUGGUUGAUAUGGAACUAGUUUCUGAAAAAGACAAACCUUUUUUUUCCGACUUGUAAAGUUACAGUAACCUUAAAGGAAUAUUUCACCAAACCCAACGGUUUAUUUCAGAAUAAUCUUUACAUCCGGUUCUUUUCCCUCAAGUUCCGUUCUUCAUGAGGAUCCAGGGGAAUUUGAUGACAAGUUUUACAUCAGCAAAACAAAUAUGAAGAAACCCUCAGAUAAUAAGACUGAAUGAUCUGUGACAGGUUUUAAACGACGAGCUGUCGGUCCGUCUCUUUGAAUCAGAAACAGAAGCUCGUCUCAGUAACGUUUUCAGAAACAUGAGAGGCUUUAGGCCCAGUUUGUUCCUCUCACCUGUUCAUCAUCACACUCCAGUCACAGCGUCUGUUUCUCUGAACAUACCUGACAGCCUUUAAACCAGUCACAGCGCCGGUUAACAUCACUAACCGCUGCUCGGUAAUCAUCCACACACGGUUAGAAUCCGGUUUUCUGUUCCAAACGAAGAUGAUGUGGACCAAAAUGAAAAGUUUGUUAAUGAUCAUGUUGCUCUCUGAUAUUUUUCAUUCAUGUUCUGACAGAGAUCGUUUAUAUUUUCACUUCCAAAAUGAGCAGAGAGAUGUGCGACAGAUGUGCGACAGAUGUGUGGCAGAUGUGUGACAGAUGUGUGAUCCAGCAGCAGACUCAGAGGAGUCAGGAGAUCCUUCAGAACAGACAGAUGUUAAAGAACCGUCAGUAAAACUGAAGCUUAGUCCUGUGACCUGAGUGUGAUGUGACAACGUUAGAGGCACAAACUGGGACUGACCGUGUCCACCAGUUUCUUCAUGUGUUCAUAUUUUCAUUGGUACACUUUUCCUGACGUGAGUGUUUCCUCUGUGGUGACACCGGAUACUCACUCAGACUGAGGAUUUCAUUCAGCUCAGUUUAUUUCAUACACACAUUUAAAACGACAGCUUCAGGAUGUUUGAGUCUUAGAUGUUCAGAUGCUGAAGCAGGACUUUGAGUUUGAAUUGUGUCAGCAGUGGCUGCUGCUGUUAUUUCUGAUAAACUGAUUUCCAAUCGUUCCCAGGUGAAUUACUGAUCGAUCCUCUGAUGCAGAUGUUGAAACCAGCCCUGACCUGUUACCUCUUCCGUUCCUUCUCUGUUAAUCUACAGGGUUUUUUCUUUCUGAAGCCGCCUGCUCUCUGUUCCUCGGCCUGUUGGCAGCAUGCUCGUUGUGGAGAUUGGCAUGAAAACUGUGCAGUGGUGUAGUGAGUAACUGAUGUUGUCCAGCGGUGAACCCGCCUCUCUCUUCUCGGAGAUGGGGGGUUACACACACCGCCACAUAGACUAAUACCGAACCUAAGCUCUGUGCGUUGUGCUGUUGCGGAUCCAGUUCUCGGUCCUCUGGCCUGGAUCCGGUCUGCAGGGUUUAGCUGAGUCAAAGUGACGGAGCAUUUUUCACUAAUGAUUGAACUGAAAACAGAAACAGCCGUUUUCACCGGGCAGUGAUAGCGUGUUGGUUACUGAUCAUCACGCAGACUGAUGCGGUUUGAUGUGAUGCUCUGACUGUGCGCCGCUGAUUGGAUGAGCUGCAGCUGAGGGUCAGAGUCCUGCUGCUUGUGCUGCUCGUGUGGGCGUGGCCUCUGUAGGCCCAGGUGGUGAUGCUGAACCAGGGGUUGAAAGCUCUGCUCUGCGUCGUGUUGCUGCCCCCUGCUGGAGGACUCAACAACGGAUUCCAGAGCAGGAAAUGAGUCCUGGUGUUUUUGUUUUCAGAAGCACAUGAAGGUUUAGUUUCGUGUAAAAGGACCAGUCUGUACUUAGAUCAUAGCACUGAGGCGUUUCCCGGAUCAGCAGGGCCCACCCACAAACUGUUGCUCUAACGUCACCUGUAGACGAGGCGAAUAUUUAGUUCUUUAUUCUAUAUAUACUCACUGUCUGUUACUGCUGUCAAUAUUUAUUACAACUGUUACUUUGGAGAUUUGUACUGAAGCGUCAGUAGCUGAUCUGUUACACUGAGGCUUGUUCUCUCUAGAUGUUGUUCCAUGACUUUUACUGUAAACGAGGUUUGUAACGAAAUAAAGUUUGGUAUU
Messenger RNA from Toxotes jaculatrix (banded archerfish), 3692 nucleotides. Its product is annotated as protein NDRG3-like. Gene Ontology annotation, biological process: signal transduction. Bases 183 to 1298 code for a protein of 371 amino acids. The record is from RefSeq and is a predicted model, not a curated record. The transcript is spliced from 16 exons. NCBI's taxonomy places the organism in Eukaryota, Metazoa, Chordata, Actinopteri, Toxotidae. Gene Ontology annotation, cellular component: cytoplasm.